UAUCUCAAGUGUGCAAAACCAAGAAUAGGAGAUUUUUAUGGAAAAUCCAAAAUGAACAUAAGUUGUCAUUGUCCGCCUUCAUGUUCUAGCACACGAUACGAAGUAACACUUUCUUCAUCCAUAUUUCCGUCUGACUUCUACAGUGAUUUUCUACUAAGGAGGAAUAACUUGAAUGAAUUUGAACGGGAUUUUUACAGAAAAGACUUAAUAGUCAUUCACAUCUACUUUGAAGAACUGAAAACAACAAUUGUAAGACAAUCACCUGUCUAUGAAUCUUCAGUGGCGAUAUUUGGAAAUAUUGGAGGACAGAUGGGAUUAUUCCUAGGAGCCAGUAUACUCACCCUUACAGAGCUUGGAGAAUUUUUGGGGUUUGUUUUGUGGUUUAUCUGGAAGAAAUGUAUAAACAUGAAUCGUACAAACUGUUCAAAAGAAAAGAAUGUCAAUGCCACACUCCAAGAAAUGUAA
Mytilus trossulus (common blue mussel) is the source of this 465-nucleotide messenger RNA. Its product is annotated as acid-sensing ion channel 3-like. Gene Ontology annotation, cellular component: plasma membrane. The transcript is spliced from 4 exons. Gene Ontology annotation, biological process: sodium ion transmembrane transport. Gene Ontology annotation, molecular function: ligand-gated sodium channel activity. NCBI's taxonomy places the organism in Eukaryota, Metazoa, Mollusca, Bivalvia, Mytilida, Mytilidae. The record is from RefSeq and is a predicted model, not a curated record. Bases 52 to 465 code for a protein of 137 amino acids.